Molecule: messenger RNA, 3905 nt
Organism: Nematolebias whitei (Rio pearlfish)
Lineage: Eukaryota; Metazoa; Chordata; Actinopteri; Cyprinodontiformes; Rivulidae
Gene: fgd6
Product: FYVE, RhoGEF and PH domain containing 6
Exons: 21
Coding region: 19-3792 (1257 amino acids)
Cellular component (GO): cytoplasm
Molecular function (GO): metal ion binding; guanyl-nucleotide exchange factor activity
Source: RefSeq, a predicted model, not a curated record
AGGAGCAAGUCGGGAGUCAUGAGCACAGGUGUAAAGAAGCCUCCGUUAGCUCCCAAACCUAAACUCCCUGUCACAACCAAACCACCCAUCGCUCCCAAACCCAGCUCUCUUUCCCAGUCGUCAGUGGUCUCCCCAACCUCCCCGUCCACUCUCAAGAGGCCCAAACCAGUUGUCGCUCCCAAACCCUGCCUACUCAAAUCCUCAGCCUCCUCUCUGGCUGUUUCACUCCCACUACCCAAACCCACCGAACCAUUUAGUCCUUCUCAGGAGCAAGAAACUCCAGAUUAUAACCUGUUGCAUCUGAACUCCAAGAAUGGGAUUCUAUCGGAGGCUAGCAGAGGUGAACUGGAUUACAUCAUUCCCACAUGCCCAUGUGGGGAGUUUGAGGACUGCUGCCAGUGUCACCCUCAGGAAAAUGGAGACGCAACUGAAACUGGAGCUGAUUUCCACCAAGUGCCGCUGCAGAAUGGGCUUUCUGUGGACGGAUACGUGGACAGAAAGCCACAAGAGAGCAGAGAAAACCAGAAGGGGCUGCCAGCUGUUGAUAAGGUUGAACAGAUUAGCAAAAAGCCGAGGGAUAAACCUCAAAGACAAAGACAUUUAGACAGGGGGUUGGUUAACAAAAAGAAACAAAGGACUGAGGAGCAAAGGGGGGAAGGUUUGGAGACUGGAAAACUUGAGGAAAAUGUUGGAGAGUCUGAAGUUUCAAAAGCAGAUGUGCUGACGGACUUAGACUCUACAGCAACCUGUGAUGUUGCAGGCAACAUCAGCGUGACAAGCGUCGCUCUACCUGAGUCUUCCCCCGAGCACCGUCAGGUAGAAACUAGCCAAUCAUCUCCGACCCAGCCUCAGUGUGUUCUACAAGUUCCUGCUGCUCCCAGUAAGCCUCUGCCAGUCCCCCACCCACGUAAACUGAAGAAGCCAGCCCUGGUGAGGCAGGACGGGGUGGAGGGGAGUGUCCAGGAUCAGGUGGAGGAACAAAAACAAGAGCAUGAGAUGCAGGAAGUGGACGGACAGCAGAGUCCAGCUGUUUCUAUAGGAUGGGGGAGCACGGAGCUCAAACUGGAGGCUUCGGAUUCAGGAGAGGCUGAUGUGCCCGUGCCGCCUCCCCGACAAACCUCCCUCUCACCCCGUCUGCACAGAACUCUCUACCCCUCCCUGAACAAAAACACCUCCCACUCGUUGGACCUGCUCUCGCAGCCUGACCCGGAGAGUACGGCGUUUGAGAAGCGGGAGGUGGAGGAGGACGAGGAGGACACGUACGGCGACUUCGAGAGGUACCCGAUCACUCACAGCCUCCCCAAGCAGAUCCAGCUGGGCUGCCACCCCCCUCUGGCUAACAGCAGGAGAGCUUCCUCGGAGGACUCGCCGAGGACACCACCGAGGAAACCUCAAAGGCACAGCUUGCCAGCACCGCCUCCACCCCCCAUCGGGCCCCCUGCGCCCCCACAUGCCAGCACCCCCAUGAGGGAGCUGCCCGCACCUCCUCAGGAGAAAACCGCGUGGCGCUUCACACGACCCUGCGUGACGUUUUUCAGCCGGCAGAUGCCCACCAGGAGCAGCGUGCCGCCAAAAGGCCGAGUCCCUUCCCUGGGGGGCAAGCAGAGGGCGCAGUCUUUCUCUGCUGCUGACCUGGCAACCCGGGCCCACUCUCAAAAGAGGAGUCUUUCUUUCCGCAAGCUGCUGGAGCUCCGGCUGUCAAUGAAGAUGCUGCCAAAGCUGCUGGCCAAGGGUGGGCAGUCCCUGGACUGCACCAGCCUGGAGACGAACGGGGGGGGGACGAGCCUGCAGCGGCCCACUAGCUGCAUCGAGGACACUGAUAUUUGCGAGGAAGGCAUCGAGGGCUUGGUGGAGUAUGAGAACGUGCCAUUGUAUGAGGAAAUCCCGGAGUACAUGAACCUGCCGUUUCACGGAGCCAGGCUGGGGUGGCCCCAUGACCCCGAGGAGGGGGAGUCAGACAUCUACGAGGUGCAGGACCCCUUCCACAGCUGCCAAGACGACAGCGGCUGGCUGAAGGAGGAUGUCCACUCUGAGGAGGAGGAGAUGCACAGUUCAGACGAAGAGGACGACAGCUCCACUUCCAGCAAGGAGCACCUGGACGAGGCAGACAGACAGCAGGAGGAUGAGAUGAAGAGGAAGAAGGUGGUGCACAUCGCACAGGAAAUCAUGAGCUCGGAGAAAGUGUUUGUGGAUGUCCUGAAACUUCUUCACAUAGACUUUCGGGAUGCUGUUGCCAAGGCAACCCGUCAGAACGGGAAGCCGGUGGUGGAUGAGCGGACCCUCAGUCAGAUCCUGUACUACCUGCCUCAGCUGUAUCAGCUCAACAAGGACCUGCUGAGGGAGCUGGAGGAGAGGGUGGCACACUGGAGCGAGCACCAGAGACUGUCGGACAUAUUUGUCCAGAAAGGUCCUUACCUGAAGAUGUACUCCACCUACAUCCGCCAGUUUGACAACAACGUGGCUCUGUUGGACGAGCAGUGCAGGAAAAACCCUGGGUUUGCAGUCGUCGUCAAAGAAUUUGAGACGAGUCCUCGAUGUGCGAGCCUGGCUCUGAAGCACUACCUGCUGAAACCGGUGCAGAGGAUCCCUCAGUACCAGCUGCUGCUCACAGAUUAUCUGAAGAACCUCCCAGAAGACUCGGAGGAUUAUAAAGACACGCAGGCCGCGCUCUUCAUAGUGAAGGAAGUCGCCAACCAUGCUAAUGACAUUAUGAAACAAGGGGAUAACUUCCAGAAGCUGAUGCAGAUUCAGUACGGCCUGAACGGCCAACAUGAGAUCGUUCAGCCAGGCAGGGUGUUUCUGAAGGAGGGGACUCUGAUGAAGCUGUCCAGGAAGGUCAUGCAGCCGCGCAUGUUUUUUCUGUUUAAUGAUGCUCUCAUGUACACCACUCCAGUCCAGUCCGGCCAGUAUAAACUCAACAGUGUCCUCUCUCUGGCUGGAAUGAAGGUGAGCAAGCCGAGUCAGGAGGCCUAUCAGAACGAGCUGAACAUUGAAAGCGUCGAACGCUCCUUCAUCCUCUCUGCCAGCUCAGCUAAAGAGCGAGACGAGUGGUUGGAGGCCAUCGGCAGGGCCAUCGAGGAUUACACCAAGAAGAAAAUCACCUUUAUAUCCAGUCGAAGUCAGGAAGAGGCGGAGGGAGUUGUUGACAGCGGGGCUCCUUUAGGUUCCAAAGCUCCCAUCUGGAUCCCAGACCUGAGGGCCACCAUGUGUAUGAUCUGUACCUGCGAGUUCACGCUGACGUGGAGGAGGCAUCACUGCCGCGCCUGUGGGAAGGUGGUGUGCCAGGCCUGCUCGGCCAAUAAGUACUACCUGGAGUACUUGAAGAACCAGCCGGCUCGCGUGUGUGACCACUGCUUCAUCAAGCUGCAGGAGAACAGCGACCGCUGCGCCUCCACGUCCACAUCUCCGAUCAAAUCCGGAGCGUUCUCCUUCACGAGGAAACAAAAGAAGAUUCCCGCUGCUCUGAAGGAGGUGUCCGCCAACACGGAGAACUCCUCCAUGAGCGGCUACCUGUGCAGGUCGAAGGGCAACAAGAAGCAGUGGAAGAGGCUGUGGUUCGUCAUAAAGAACAAAGUGCUGUACACGUACGCCGCCAGCGAGGACGUCGCAGCGCUGGAGAGCCAGCCGCUGCUCGGGUUCUUCCUGAGGGAGGAGAAGAACGGGCCGGCCCAGAAGCUGCAGUUCAAGCUGUACCACAAAAACACGCUGUUUUACAUCUUCAAGGCCGACGACAUCCCCACCGCACAGAGAUGGAUCGAAGCAUUCCAAGAGGCGAUGAUUCUUGAACAGUGACGACGUGUUCGGUUCACAGCUCGACCAUCGACUGGGGGUCGGAGGUCACCAGCUCAGGAAGGAUCCAGGUGGACGGAUUAUUAAAACCUGUCUUUGCCCUAAAAGACAUUUUC